GUCAAUCCGCUGGCGAUUCGAAUCAGAAAUCUCCCGCGAUUAAAAAAAAAAACAAAAGCCCAAAUCCCACUGGCCCGGUUUGCACGGGGCUGGCGGCGCUGAAUGGGCGAGUGAUCGGGGGCGCCCGGAAUUUCGAAAAAAUCUUCGGGACAAUGGAGCUGAAGGUGGAUGACGAGAACGGAACCGAGAGGCAGUUGUACUUGGUUGGCACACCAAGGGAUCCUCUUGUGUCUUCGGGGGCGAUGGUGGAAACUGGCGGGUCCGAGGAGAUCAACUCUGGAGGAGAUCUACAGUCGAGCGCUCUCGUCGGUCUGAUGGGAGCGCAAUCUUCCUCAGUUUGCUUCCCUGCUAAAUUCACAUACGAUUACUCUCCCAGUCCGAUAAGUGAAGAGCGUCAAACUUCAGGAAGUUUAGGAAAACGAAAGCAGCGCAGGUAUCGAACCACUUUCACAAAUUUCCAACUUGAGGAACUUGAACGUGCCUUUCAGAAAACCCAUUAUCCAGACGUCUUUUUCAGAGAAGAGCUUGCACUUCGGAUUCAACUCACGGAGGCUCGAGUUCAGGUGUGGUUUCAAAAUAGACGAGCAAAAUGGAGGAAGCAGGAAAAACAAUGUAAAGGAAAUCACUUAGGUCCUCACAUGGGUGCGAAUGAUUGUCAGGAGGUCCAACAACAGCAACACCAACAACAACAUCAGCAACAACAAGAUCACCUUUUAUUAGAACCUCCACUAGGAAGUCCACCUCCGAUUUACCUUGGCAUGGAAUGGGCUGGAUUUUCGCCUUAUACUAAUAACUCCACAUCUCCUCUAAUAGUCAAUGGCAUGAACAAACCACAAGAUGCAGACGAUAGUCCACUUUUAGACCCGGACCUGCUGCAGUUGAAAUCGCCUCGAUCUUAAUUGCUAUGAGUAACAAAAUUAAUAAAAAAUCUUAAUUUGAGGCGUGAUGUUCCUUUCACUAGGGUGUUUGUAUUAUCAGUAAAAUAUUUAUUAUAAU
Belonocnema kinseyi is the source of this 996-nucleotide messenger RNA. RefSeq names its product homeobox protein ARX-like. The coding region runs from base 153 to 899 and encodes 248 amino acids. The transcript is spliced from 3 exons. Gene Ontology annotation, molecular function: RNA polymerase II transcription regulatory region sequence-specific DNA binding; DNA-binding transcription factor activity, RNA polymerase II-specific. NCBI's taxonomy places the organism in Eukaryota, Metazoa, Arthropoda, Insecta, Hymenoptera, Cynipidae. The record is from RefSeq and is a predicted model, not a curated record. Gene Ontology annotation, biological process: regulation of transcription by RNA polymerase II.